Penicillium digitatum Pd1 is the source of this 636-nucleotide messenger RNA. RefSeq names its product sugar O-acetyltransferase. Gene Ontology annotation, molecular function: acetyltransferase activity. Lineage: Eukaryota; Fungi; Ascomycota; Eurotiomycetes; Eurotiales; Aspergillaceae. The record is from RefSeq and is a predicted model, not a curated record.
AUGUCGGAGCCUACUGAGAAAGAGAAGAUGCUUCGUGGGGAGCUCUAUCGUGCCUUCACGCCGGACUUGAUCGCUGCUCGUACACGCUGCAAAUGGGCCUGUAAUCGGUUCAACAAGUCGGACGAGGUGCCUCGUCGGCGUCUGGUUGAAAUGUGGCGAGACAUCACCGAAGACAAGACCCCUCUGCCACCAAAGCUGGAUGAUCCGGCUGCCGAUGAAGCUCUCUUUGAGCAAGAUCCCUGGGUUGAAUCUCCUGUGCAUAUGGAUUAUGGGUUCAACGUCACGCUUGGAGCGGGCGUCUUCAUCAACAUUAAUUGUAUCUUUAUCGACACCUGUCCCAUCACGGUCGGGGCUCGCACAUUGUUUGGCCCCAAUGUCAGCUUGUUUUCUGGAACUCAUCCGCUUGAUCCUGCCCUGCGUAAUGGCACUGAAGGACCUGAGACUGGCAAGCCAAUUGUUAUUGGGGAGGACUGCUGGCUUGGCGGGAACGUUACAGUACUUCCUGGCGUCACUAUCGGCAGAGGUGUGACUAUCGGAGCUGGCAGUGUAGUUACCAAGGAUGUGCCCGCCUUUCAUGUGGCUGCUGGGAACCCAGCUAGGAUUAUUCGUCGGAUUGAGACAACUUUGAAAGAAUGA